AUGCACACAUUCACAUGCUGGGCAGUUCGUGGGCAGCAGGCAAAACGGAACAUUGUAACGGUGCCAACCACUGUAAUGCAUAUACAGUUUCGUGGCUCGUGGGGGGGUACUGUAGCUCACACGCUGGACAGGAUCAUGGUCAAUGGCCACAAGUACCACGAUGCCAGUGCUAAGCGCUUACAGGCCAGAGGGGAGCUGGCGCUGGAGAAUCUGCUCACCGCCUGCUCCAUGGACGGCAAUCACUUCUGGGUGAACACGGAGAAAGUGAUCAAUGGGAUACUCUACAACAGGCACAGGAGCCUCGGGGCCGCACUCAGCAUUUUCUUCAGUCAUCACCACAAGACGGGCAUCCUGCAGCUCAAGGAUAAGGCGUUGGUCUUUGGCUUCAUACCCGAGGUCGCUGCCGGUGGCGCCUUAUUCAUGUUCCACUGCCAGGCGCAGGGCAAACCGCUCUUCAAGGACUCUGAGAGUGCUCCGUAUGUGCUGCGUAUGCGCCAGAUGCAGCAGCUGCUGCACUGCAUCCUGACCACACUCAACGAACGCAGCUGGAAUGUGUCCUUCAAGAUACACAAGGUGGCGUGUGUGGCCAGGAAUCGAACAAGGGCGUUGCAUGUAGGAAGAAUGUGAUG
Molecule: messenger RNA, 629 nt
Organism: Drosophila subobscura
Lineage: Eukaryota; Metazoa; Arthropoda; Insecta; Diptera; Drosophilidae
Source: RefSeq, a predicted model, not a curated record